AUGGCGAUCUGUACUUAUAACGCAUGUACGCUUGCAUCGGAAGCGGCCAUCGAAGAUCUGAUGAUGCAAGCCAAGAAGAUCAAGUACGACGUCAUCGGACUGACCGAGACGAGACGACGAACAUGCGACAGUGGAGGUGUUAGUGGAGUUGGUAUCCUCGUCAACACGAGUAUGGCAAAGAACAUCGACUCUUUCGAACAACUUGCGACCCGAAUCGGACGUCUGCGGAUGAGAAGAUGUGGUCCAACAGCAGCUUUGACUAUCUUCGUUGCUUACGCUCCAACAUCAAGCUACGAUGAAGAAGAAGUCGAAGCUUUCUAUAUGGACCUGGAGAAGUUCUACCGAGAAGAUCAUGCCUUCUACAAGGUCAUAAUUGGCGAUUUCAACGCCAAAAGACGCCUGUCUCUUGAAACUCUUGAGCUGAUACGCCAGCGUGGAGCAGCACGAGCCGCAGAGAACCAAGAACUCACGUCCGAGCUCGCAAGGCUUUGCAGAGAGGCGAUAAAGGAAGACCUUAAAGAGAGAAGAGCAGAAGUGCUGACUGAAGCUGCAGAGGCGGGGAAAAGCAUCCGCUAUGCCCGUCGAGACUUUGCCAGUCGCAAGACGAGGAUUACUGCUCUCCGGAACCCGAAGGGAACAACCAUUGCAUCGAGAAGGGGGAUGGAGAAAAUCAUCUACGACUUGUGCUCUGAUCUCUUCGACAACCAUGUCCGCUUGCCUUCUUACCAUCUGAGGGAAGACGGACAUGUCAUUCCAGUGGUUCUCCCAUCCGAAAUACGACAUGCUAUCACGUCGGUAAGAAAUCGUACAGCACCCGGUCCCGACAGAAUAAGACCAGAACACUUGAAGAACCUUCCGCCAGUACUCAUCAACACCCUGGCGAGGCUCUUUACACGUUAUCUGUCGGAAUGCAAGGUUCCUCAACAGUGGAAGACCAGCAAGACCGUGUUGUUGUAUAAAAAGGGAGAUCCACAUGACAUCGGCAACUAUCGUCCAAUCUGCUUAUUGUCCGUCAUCUACAAGCUCUUUACAAGAGUGAUCCUUAAUAGGAUUGAAAAAGUCUUGGAUGAAGGACAGCCAUGCGAGCAAUCAGGGUUUCGAAAAGGAUUCAGCACUAUUGACCACAUUCACACUGUUUCGAAACUCAUCGAGAUAUCACAAGAGUACAAGAUGCCGCUCUGUCUCACCUUCAUCGACUUCAAGAAGGCCUUCGACUCAGUUGAGACGGAAGCGGUCGUGGAAGCCUUGGACAACCAACGCGUCCCUACUCAGUACAUAAAGGUACUUCGAGAGUCACGACCGGAAUUUCGCCUCGAGGGUGGCUGUGAAUUAUGGUACAAUCCCACCCAAAAUAUUCACAGCCACCCUCGAGAACGCAAUGCGAAAGUUGGAAUAGGACGACUUGGGAGUGAAGGUUGA
This is a messenger RNA of Necator americanus (New World hookworm), 1419 nucleotides long. RefSeq lists its product as uncharacterized. Lineage: Eukaryota; Metazoa; Nematoda; Chromadorea; Rhabditida; Ancylostomatidae. The coding region runs from base 1 to 1419 and encodes 472 amino acids. The transcript is spliced from 3 exons. The record is from RefSeq and is a predicted model, not a curated record.